AUGAGUCAUCAUCAUCAUCACCACCAAGCUUCUCUUGUAGUUGCAUAUCUUCUUUUAAUCUUUUUAGGAUUUUUUGGUGUUCAUAGAUUUUAUGUAGGUCGUACAAUUUCAGGAGUUGUGUACCUUCUCACUGGUGGUAUUUUUGGUAUUGGAUAUAUUGUAGAUUUCUUUUUACUUCCAUCACUCGUUUGUCACUAUAAUAAUAAACAUCAUGAUCAUACAACAGUGAUCGUUUCACCAACUCCAGUUGUUUAUCAAUCAGGUUCACAACAUUAUGCUCCAUACCAACCACAACCAUACUAUGCUCAACAACCAAUUCAACCACAACAACAACAAUAUUAUCAACAACCAUACCAACAACAACAAUAUCAACCACAACCAUACCAACCAAAUUCUCCACAAUAUCAACCAUAA
Molecule: messenger RNA, 414 nt
Organism: Dictyostelium discoideum AX4
Lineage: Eukaryota; Evosea; Eumycetozoa; Dictyosteliales; Dictyosteliaceae
Product: TM2 domain-containing protein
Exons: 3
Coding region: 1-414 (137 amino acids)
Biological process (GO): G protein-coupled receptor signaling pathway
Cellular component (GO): membrane
Source: RefSeq, a predicted model, not a curated record